AUGACAGAUAGUUGUCAGGUCAACAACAACAAGCCAGCACUUCCCGCUGCCAGGUUGGGUCUAGCUGCUCGGUUCGGAGUAGGUGGCAUCGACGAAGUGCCACAGGCUAACGGCAAACCAUCGCGUCCAAGCUAUUUAAUGAUUCUGGCCUGGAACGAUGACAUGCAGGAAGCGAAAGCACCGGUACAUUAUGACGAAGCACCUUUGUCCGUUAACGGCAUGGAUACACCCGCUGUCACUGUAGGGGAUUUACCGCAAACUCAGGCAUCACCUUCAGCAAGCGGCAGCGAUAUACCUGAUGCUUCCCUGCUUGCUCCGGGUAACACUGCGUCCGUGGACCCGAGCACCAUAACUGCUUUGCCCGCUGCUUCGAAUCUGCUGGAGGUCACCACGCCUACUUUGCACGUCUGGAUUGAUCUGGUGGGAGGCGACAUCGUCCGUGUACAGCUGCCUGAAUUUCCUAUUGAAAUUGACCAACCAGACAUUCAUUUUCAGCUGUUAAACAACUCAGCAUCGCAAACCUACAUUGCACAAAGUGGUCUGAUUGGUCCGGAUGGCCCGGAUGCUGGGCCCGGACGAGCGGUUUACACCACAGAGCAAAGCAAAGUGAGGAUUGCAGCUGGCGAAGAAAAAGAAGUAGUUCUGCGUCAUGUAGCCGAUGGUGUGCGCAUGGAUAAAGUCUUCACAUUCCGCGGUGAUGACUAUCUGGUUGAUGUACGUUUCGAACUCGCUAAUCUCAGUAGUGCAACCAAACAAGCGGCGAUGUUUGCGCAAAUCAAGCGCGAUACCCGCCCGCCGCCAAAUCAGGAUUCAUUUGCUCUAGCGCCAAGACCUUACCUCGGCGCGGCGCUGACUACCCUGGAUGAGCGUUAUAAAAAGGUCGAUUUUGAAGACAUUGAUGAUGAUGGCCCUCUUGAUGAAACGCUGAACGGGGGUUGGAUUGCUUUUCUACAGCACUAUUUUCUGUCUGCCUGGAUUGCGCCAGCAGAACAAACCAACCGCUUCAACGCGCGUCGCAGCGCAGAUGGCACCUACCUGUUUGGCUUUACCAGCCCACUGCAACAGGUAGCGCCCGGCGCGACAGGUACCUGGGAUGCACAGUUUUAUGCGGGCCCUAAAGACCAGAAACGUCUGGAAGAGAUUGCAGAGAACCUGAACCUCACCGUGGACUACGGAUUUCUGUGGUGGAUUGCUGUGCCCCUGUUCUAUCUGCUUGAUUUCCUGCACGGUCUGGUAGGCAACUGGGGGCUGGCCAUCAUCCUGCUCACAGUGGUAGUGAAAGUCGUUUUAUAUCCGCUGUCAGCAGCAGGUUAUAGAUCAAUGGCCAACAUGCGUCGUGUGGCGCCAUUGAUGAAGCGAUUGCAGGAACGUUACGGCAGCGAUCGCGAGAAGUUGUCUAAAGAAAUGAUGGCACUGUAUAAAAAAGAAGGUGCCAACCCCCUGGGCGGCUGUCUGCCCAUGUUGCUGCCCAUGCCGAUUUUUAUUGCGCUUUACUGGGUACUGUUUGAAUCCGUUGAACUGCGCCAGGCACCGUUUUUCCUGUGGAUCAACGAUCUCGCGGUAAUGGAUCCGUUUUUCAUCCUGCCGUUGUUAAUGGGUGCCAGCAUGUACUGGAUGCAGACUCUUAACCCCCAGGUUGGUGAUCCAUUGCAGAUCAAAAUGAUGAAGAUGAUGCCCAUCAUGUUUACCGUGCUGUUUCUGUUCUUCCCCGCCGGUAAUGCAGUGGCCACUUCUCUGCACGAUGAUCUGAUAGCGGCCGUUGCCACGCCUCCGGGUCAGGUUGUGGCGCGUCUACAACAGGGUAUUGACCGCCUGCAGCAACUCAAGCUGGAUUCUGUGCAGGGUCAAUUGUUGAACGAAGGCGCAUCUGUUGCUCUGCUUGGGGCGCCAAAUGCAGGGAAAUCCAGUUUGCUGAACGUGCUGUCCGGUGAAGAAGCCGCUAUUGUCACAGAUAUACCCGGGACCACCCGGGAUCUACUGAAAGUCGACUUACUGCUGGAUGGGUUGCCCCUGCGUCUGGUGGAUACUGCCGGACUGCGCGAGAGUGCUGACCAAGUAGAGCAGAUGGGUGUAGCCCGCGCCAAGGCUCAGGCUCAGCAGGCGGAUCUUCUGCUGAUAGUCGUGGAUGCCACUGCCAUAGCAGCCACCGGGUUAGAUGCUUAUGUCUCGGAUCUGCUCAGCAGCGUGAAUGUAGAUCUGGACUCACUUCCUGCCAUCGUGGUUCUCAACAAAAUCGACCUGUUGCCAGAACCGGAAACAGCGUUUGCCGGCGACUUCAUCAUUGUGCAGGUGUCUGCUUUACAGGGCACCGGAUUGUCGAAUCUGCGUGCCGCUAUCAAAGAUAGACUGGGUUUUAAUCAAAGCGAAAGCGGGUUUAUUGCUCGUGCCAGGCAUGUGGCUGCACUGGAGCUGGCCCUGGACCAUCUGGAUGAGGCAAAACGACUCAUAGAUCUGGGUGAAGACACCGAGAUAGCAGCCGAAGAGAUGCGUUUUGCCCACAAUGCCCUGGGUGAAAUUGUUGGAACGGUUACCCCGGAUGACCUGUUGGGCACGGAAGCAGCCGCUGCGUCGGCGCGCAUGGGCGUGCGGACGCUAUUGUUGACCCAGAAUAUUGAAACCAUAGGUCAGAUGUCCUGCAAUCCAGCUAUUGGUGGUAUUGGUAAGAGUCAUCUGGUGGCUGAAAUUGACGCCAUGGAUGGUCUGAUGGGUAAAGCCGCAGAUCUGUCAGGCAUACAUUUCAAGGUAUUGAACGCCAGUAAAGGACCGGCUGUAAGAGCUACCCGUGCUCAGGCGGAUCGGGCUUUGUACAAAAACGCCAUACGUGAUCUGUUAGAACACCAGCCCAAUCUGCAUAUCUUCCAGCAGUCGGUUACCGACUUUGUGAUAGAAAAUGAUCGUGUAAAAGGCGUUGAUACACAGAUGGGGUUGCGCUUUUCCUGUGACAGUAUUGUGUUGACCACGGGUACCUUUCUAGGUGGAAAAAUUCAUAUCGGCACAGAAAACCAUGCUGGUGGACGUGCAGGAGAUGCUCCUUCGAUUGCGUUGGCCGAGCGCUUGCGCGCCUUGCCAUUCAGAGUGGGUCGCUUGAAAACCGGUACCCCGCCGCGCAUUGAUGGACGCACGGUUGACUUCAGCGAGCUGCAGGCACAACCAGGUGACGAUCCGAGACCGACGAUGUCAUUGUUGGGUGAUCCUGCCACACACCCACGACAGGUUGACUGCUACAUUACAGAAACAAACGCACAGACUCACGACAUCAUCCAGAACAAUAUAGAACGAUCUGCGAUGUACAGCGGUGCUAUUGAAGGAGUUGGCCCUCGCUACUGUCCCAGUAUUGAAGAUAAAGUUGUGCGUUUUGCAGACAAAACAUCGCAUCAGAUUUUUAUUGAACCUGAAGGUCUCAACACAACGGAGCUUUAUCCCAACGGUAUUUCUACCAGCCUGCCGUUUGAUGUGCAGUUGCAGUUUGUGCGCAGCAUAAAAGGGUUUGAAAAUGCACAUAUUUCCAGACCGGGUUACGCCAUUGAAUACGACUACUUUGAUCCUCGAGACUUGAAUUAUUCGUUAGAGACAAAAGCGAUCAGCGGGCUAUAUUUUGCGGGUCAGAUUAACGGCACCACAGGUUAUGAAGAAGCGGGUGCGCAAGGUUUGCUGGCAGGCAUUAACGCUGCUCGUAGUGUGCGGGGUGAAAUGCCCUGGGAACCCCGUCGUGAUGAAGCGUACAUAGGCGUGUUGGUAGAUGAUCUGAUCAAUCUGGGUACCAGCGAACCAUAUCGUAUGUUUACCAGUCGUGCGGAAUUUCGUCUGCGUUUAAGACAGGACAAUGCAGACCAGCGGUUAACGCAAACUGGUGUUGUGCUGGGUGUAGUAGGUACAGACAGAGCCCAGGCAUUUGAGAAAAAGCUGGCUGGGUUAGGUUCGUUGCAUAAAGAUGUUGGUGCGACUCGUGUAGUACCCGCCUCCAACGAAGAAAAAAUGUUGGGCGUAUCUCUGAAUAAACAUACAGAGUUAGCUGCGGUGCUGAGACGUCCGGAAGUGACGACACAGAACUUUGCACAACUGUUCCCGGAGGUAGACAUCAGCCUGAUAGAACAGGUCAUGAUAGAAACAAAGUAUGCAGGUUAUAUUUCUCGUCAGGAAGAUGAGAUUGAAAAAAUACGCCGUCACGAAAGUAUGGUUAUCCCGACCAACAUGCGUUACGAAGGCAUAGACGGCUUAUCCAAUGAGUUGCGCCAGAAGCUGGAGCAGAAUCAACCUGCUACUCUGGUUGUUCGCAACCUGUCGCUGGAUCAUGUUGAGGUGGCGGAAGGUGAUUUCGGGCAGAUGAUUGCUGACGAUGAUAUGUACGACACGAUAACCGCCCGGGGUGUAACGACAGCUCCAGAGGUUUGGGCUAUGGUGGGGAAACACGUUUCAGCAGCCGGCCGGAUACUGGUAUACGAGAGCACACAGAUGAAUAUGGAAGAAGACGAGCAGCUCCCUGCAGCAUCAACCCUGGCAGAUUCCACAAAGGUACAGGCUGAUCGCUACAUCUAUAAUAAAGGGGGCGUUGCCAAAACAACAACCAGCGUUAAUCUGGCCGCCUCGCUUGCGCUAUCUGGCGGUAAGGUCCUGCUGGUUGAUCUGGAUGCUCAAGGCAAUGCAACCAUGGGUUGCGGUAUAGAUAAAAACACUGAUCUCGCCACGACUUACGAAUGGCUGGUGGAAGAUAAACCUGCCAGUGAAAUAGUUGUGCAUUGUCAGGGUGGUUUUGACGUGUUGCCGUCGAACCUGGAUUUAACAGCGGCGGAAGUUCACCUCAUGCAAUCUGAGGGGCGUGAAUUUCAGAUACGUCAGCGGUUGCAGGCCCAGGCACAGGCUUACGACUAUGUCAUCAUCGAUUGCCCACCCAGUUUGAGUAUAUUGACGGUCAACGCACUGGUGGCGGCAGAUGGUGUGCUGAUCCCGAUGCAGUGCGAAUACUACGCGCUGGAAGGUUUGUCUGCCCUGCUGGAAACCGUAGAGGGGAUUCAAAGUGGGCCGAACCCGGACCUUGUGGUUGAAGGUAUUUUGCGCACCAUGUAUGACCCCCGUAACAGCCUGACCCGUGAUGUGUCUCGACAGUUAAUAAAGUACUUUGGUGAUCAGGUGUUCCGUACGGUUAUUCCCAGAAAUGUGCGAUUGGCUGAAGCACCCAGUCACGGUUUGCCCGCGAUUCUUUAUGAUAGAACCUCUCGAGGGGCCGUCGCCUACAUGGCACUCGCAGGAGAAUUUCGACAGAAACACCAACGCAGCGCCCUGCCGCAUUAA
Molecule: messenger RNA, 5289 nt
Organism: Symbiodinium pilosum
Lineage: Eukaryota; Dinophyceae; Suessiales; Symbiodiniaceae
Source: the annotation of a GenBank genome assembly